AGCCAUUCAACGCCAUAAUUACAUACCGAUUACUCCACCCAGCUGAAUAUUGCUGGCACAUCUUCCAGCCACCAUGUCUCGUCACAUCUGUGGCUGUUAUUAUUACCUUCCAGCUGUUCGGCAACGACAGUAUUUGCCUCAAGUGAGACUUGACGCUCAUACAACCAUCCUCUCAACUGUAUCCAGGACCGUGUUGAAACAGAAAUUCAUCAACGCAUCUAAGGAUGAUCUUGAAGAGAUCAGAUACGCAUUUCCAUUGUUCGACAGCGUCAGUGUGGUCGAAUUUGUUUGUAGAGUCGGAGAUCGCACAAUAUACGGCCUCGUGAAAGAGAGAGCCGAGGCGCGAAAGACUUACGAAGAGGCGAAAGAGCGUGGCGAGAAAGCUGCGCUUCUAGAGCAACUACCAGAUGCUGCAGAUGUCUUUACUACUUCUGUCAGCAACAUAUCAAAGAAUUCGAGCGUCGAGGUGUCCAUCACCUACAUCCAAGAGCUAAAACACGAUGCAGAAGUAGACGGUGUGCGCUUGACAGUACCCACGUCCAUAUCCCCCCGGUACGGCUCAUAUCCUGGGAAACUUAUGGAGCAAUCGGCUGUAGAUGACGCGGAAGGCAUCUCGCUGAAAAUUGACGUCUGCAUGACCGAAGGUAUCCCGAUCCAGAAAGUUAUGUCGCCUUCACAUCCGAUUGAAGUAUCCCUGGGCAGACUGUCCACAAGCACUAGCGAUGAAGUUCUGUCGUUAUCGAAAGCUUCAGCCAGUCUCGCUCUUAACACGGCACAGUUGGAGAAAGACUUCGUGCUCCAGGUUGUGGCGAAGGAUGCCGGCAUUCCUCAAGCUAUUUUGGAGACUCACCCAACGCUUCCCAACCAGCGAUCAGUGAUGACAACGCUCGUUCCGAAGUUCAAUUUAAAGUCACAGAAGCCGGAGAUCAUUUUCAUUGUCGAUCGCUCUGGAAGCAUGAGCGGCAACAUCAGUACUGUUAUAUCUGCGCUCAAGGUCUUCUUAAAAUCCAUCCCAGUUGGGUGCAUGUUCAACAUCUGCUCCUUUGGCAGCAACCACUCAUUUCUCUGGCCAUCAAGUCAGCUGUACACUCAAGAUACGCUUGCAGAAGCGAUUAAGCACGUCAGCGGAUUCAGCGCCGACUUCGGCGGAACGGAGACCUUGCGCGCGGUUGAAGCUUGCUUCAAAGCUCGCUUGACGGAGAUGCAAACCGAACUCAUGCUGCUGACAGAUGGCGACAUCUGGUACCAACAGCAGAUUUUCAGCUACAUCAACGCGCAAACCAAGUCGGGCAAUGCUCGUGUGUUUCCCAUUGGUAUCGGCGGAGGCGUUUCUAGUGCCCUCAUUGAAGGCAUCGCUCGAGCUGGUCGUGGUUUUGCACAGAUGGUGGGAAACAACGAGAAGCUCGAUAGCAAGAUCGUCCGAAUGCUCAAGGGUGCUCUCACGCCUCAUAUCAAGGACUAUCGCUUAGAGUUGAAAUAUGAUGACAACAGUGUCGACUCAGUCACAGAUAGUCUGCAUGUCAAUCUCCGAUUCGACGAUGAAACAACCAACGAAGCGACUGCGAAGCCGAUCUCGCUAUAUGACACCGAUGCUGUGGAGGAGCACCCCAAGGCCAACGAGUCUACAGACAUCUUCGCUGGCCUGCCGAAGCUUGAUCGACCCAAGAUUCUGCAAGCACCACAUGAAAUACCUCCGCUCUUUCCCUUCAAUCGGACCUGCGUUUACUUACUGCUCUCGCCUUCGGCAGCCGGUGCGACGCCUAAGAGUGUUGUGCUAAAAGGCACAUCGCCGCAAGGACCUCUUGCACUGGAAAUUCCUGUCGAGAUUCGUACUGCACCUGAUCAGAUGAUCCAUCAACUAGCUGCGCGAAAAGCAAUUCAGGAGCUUGAAGAAGGCCGAGGCUGGCUCACCGAGGCUACCAAAGAGGGAGAGAAGCCUGGCGAGAUGACGCCAAUCGGGGAGAGAUAUCCUGCGAAGACUGCUCUGCUACAGCAACGCGAAGCCGUCCGACUUGGUGUUGAGUUUCAAGUCGGCAGUAAAUAUUGCUCUUUUGUCGCGGUGGAAGCUAACGAGGCUGAGAUCGCGAAGAAGCGUCAGCAAGCUAUUGAUCGCUGUAUGAGCAGCGGUUCUGAUAAAGAGGCCGAUGACUGGGAUCUUGUUGAUGACACUUCUGAUGGCUUGGAAAGCGGGUAUCCAACUAAAGAAGGUAUGCGAAUCCCUCUCCCUACCCCAGCUGGCUUAGCACAAGCACACGGUAUAGUACAUGCUUCAGCCGGAAGGCCGGGGUUACGUCUCGCGGAAUCGAAAACCAGGGAUAUGUCGUCGUACUAUGGGGAUGCGAAGAGGGUCAUGUCGCCAGAGAGGAGAGCGAGAAAGGCCGAGAGGUCGCGCAUAAUGGCCGCCGCGAUGUCAGCUCCGAUUGGACUCAGAGAACCACCAUCCAUCUCCGCCGCACAUACUAUGCCUCCGUCGCAAAGAGCCCGCGUUGUUAAAGACCUUUUCGGUAGCACUACUCAGCCCGAAGCUGUCGAGUCCAAGCUACCCUCAGGAUCCAACAAAUCAUAUAAGGGGGCUGAGGCGGAGGAGGAAGAGGAAGAGGAUGAUCAGGAUGAAGAUAUGGGCUUCGAUCUUUUCGAUGGUGGUACCCCGCCCCCCUCAGUCGGAGGUGGCAGUGGUGGGGCGCGAUUCCUCAAGAGUACUGCAUCUUCUGACAGCGGAAACCAUACUGCAAACCGUUUCAUUGGAGGCAACGUAUCAUCUUCGAAAACCAAGGACAACGACUCAUCUUUUGGAAAUGAGGACGAAAUUGAUAUUGUUGACAAGGGCACCUUGCUCGAGACCAUCGUUGCUGAGCAAUCCUUCGAGGGCUCCUGGGCAUCCAUCAGUAUGUCAUUGCGGAAGAAAAUGGGCAUCAACUCUGGGGUUUACAGCAAGGGCGUCGACAACCUUGUAACAUCUGAGUACUCGCUUGAUCGUGGAUUGGCCGAGGCUGCUUUAAGCACAGCAAUUGUUGUUGUGUACCUCAGGGAGAAGCUAGCCGACGAGGAGGAAACAUGGGAGCUGAUUGUAGAGAAGGCCGAAUCGUGGCUGAUGGACAGAUUAGACGAGGGGACGUGGAAAGCGGCGUGGGCCACCGCUACAGGCAUUGUGAAGGCGUAGCGCCACUGAAAAAGGUUGAUCGAUUUUCUUACCGAGUGUGGUAUUUCGCGAGACACAGCAGCUAGGGCAAGAGCUCGGAUGCCUUCGAGAAGGACCCUAGUAAUGGUGUCCGAGUUUGCUGCGCAUGCACUGUAAUAUCUUUUCAUGAGCACGAAGUGUGAUUAAGAGAUGAAAGUUUGGUUGUUCCAAGCCUCACGCACACAGAACUUACCCACUAUGUGUAGUGGCGUUCAACACCGUGGACGCUUUGAGUGCUUGGAAAAUGGCCAACC
Messenger RNA from Paraphaeosphaeria sporulosa, 3432 nucleotides. RefSeq lists its product as uncharacterized. The transcript has 7 exons. Bases 74 to 3160 code for a protein of 1028 amino acids. The record is from RefSeq and is a predicted model, not a curated record. NCBI's taxonomy places the organism in Eukaryota, Fungi, Ascomycota, Dothideomycetes, Pleosporales, Didymosphaeriaceae.